Messenger RNA from Ziziphus jujuba (common jujube), 1582 nucleotides. RefSeq names its product probable E3 ubiquitin-protein ligase BAH1-like. The transcript is spliced from 6 exons. Bases 338 to 1330 code for a protein of 330 amino acids. NCBI's taxonomy places the organism in Eukaryota, Viridiplantae, Streptophyta, Magnoliopsida, Rosales, Rhamnaceae. The record is from RefSeq and is a predicted model, not a curated record.
AUCCCCGAGAAAAGCGCGGGCCCAAUAUCGUUUUAAACCACCUCUGCUUCCGUGUCUCAGCGUUUGCACCGCCCGACUGAAAAAUUCUCUCUUAUCGGUUAUCGUUUGGUUAUCGAGAAAAUUCAAAGAACAAAGAAGGAAAAAAAAAAAAAAAAUUGAUCAUUAAGUUGAAAUUCUAUUCAUCUCCACUCAUUUUCCUCUCCUCCUUGAUCGGAUAUCGUAACUUUUAUGUUCGAUCAGAUUACGUAUUUCUUUUUCUAAUUUCUGAAAAAUUUUAUUCUGCGUCUUAGGGUUUGAGAGGCGACACUAAAAUUUUUCAAAGAAUUAAAGGAAGAGAAUGAAAUUCGGAGAGACAUUCACGGAAUAUCUGCAUAACGAGCAGCAGUGGUUCAUCGAGAACAGCUCGCACGUUGAGUAUAAGCGGCUCAAGAAAGUCUUAAAGAGCUGCCGGACUUGCAAGUCAUUGCAUGUUUCUUGCAAUGAUGAUCAAGAAGCUGUAAACGAACAAUUAUGUCCAUGUCCAUCCUGUCCAUUGUGUGAUCAAACAUUCUUCUCAGAGUUGAUGAAGGAAGCUUCGGAUAUUGCUGGAUGCUUUAGUUCAAGGGUCAGACAUCUCCUUCAUAUUCAUGUUGCUACUGGAAUUCAAAAAUACAUAUUGUGUGUGCGCAAAUGUUUUAGGAAUGAUCGGCCAUCUAUGCUAGAAGAAAUGAGGAUGCUAGUUGAAUAUGUUACAAUGAAUGCAACUGCUAUUAGAAAAAUCCUUAAGAAAUACGAUAAGGUACAUAGCUCUGAAAAUGGCAAGAACUUUAAAUCCAAGAUGCAGGCUGAACAUAUUGAACUUUUGCAAUCACCUUGGCUUAUAGAAUUGGGUGCUUUAUAUCUGAAUUUUGGUGGAUUGGAUGGUGGCCAACUUAAUGAGCUUUCUAGUCACUUUUCCUGUCACCUCAAUUCAACACCACCUGUAAUGACAUUGAUGCUUCAGGAUUCCAUAACACUAAACUAUGAUCUGACUUGUGCUAUCUGCUUGGACACUGUUUUUAAUCCAUAUGCUUUAGGCUGUGGUCAUCUUUUCUGCAAGUCAUGUGCUUGCUCAGCUGCCUCAGUGAUGAUUUUCCAGGGACUUAAAGCUGCUGCCAGAGAGUCAAAGUGCCCAAUUUGCAGAGAGGCUGGAGUGUAUGGUAAAGCAAUGCGCAUGAUAGAACUAGAUCUGCUCAUGAAAAGAUGGUGCAAAGAUUACUGGAACGAGAGGCUGGCUUCUGAAAGGGCGGAGGUAUUGAAGCAAACCAAGGAAUUUUGGGAUUUACAGACCAAGUAUGUGAUUGGGUAUUGAUAGUGAUUUUCUCUUUGUUUAAUCGAUAGAAAUUCAGAAGAUUUGGUGGUCGUUUCAAGCAGCUUAGAUCAGAAAAUUUUGAAUGCUCCAGAAAUUUGUUUUUUUAAUUAUUUUUUAUUUUGGUUAAAACGUCUUGUUUUCUUUGUUGUUGUUAUUAUUAUAAUUAUUUUUUUGAAUUUUACAGAUAAAAUCCGUUGUAAUGGAUGGUGGAAAAUUUAAUUUAGUGAAUGUCGAUCAGAUUUGAAUGUGAUC